GAGAGAGAGAGAGAGAGAGAGACGCUCUAUCUGAAGCAGAAAGAGAACUUUGCUUUGGCUGCACCUGACUGUACUGUGGCGCCGUUUGCUGUGGAUAUUUCUGUGGCGCUUUACGUUCACGUGUGUGUGGUUCCUUUAGUGUGCGUUCGGCUGGUGUCGGUACCGGGUCUUAGAUCUGUGAUCUCACUCAGUCAGUGUUCAGGCCUGUCUGUCUGAGAGCACAAACACACCUAUUGGACUGAGCUGACAUCACCAUGGACAAAGCUGAUUUCCUGAAAGGACUACCCGUGUAUAACAAGACUAACUUCAGCAGAUUUCACGCAGACUCUGUAUGUAAAGCAUCGAACAGAAGGCCGUCAGUCUAUCUGCCUACACGGGAGUAUCCCUCUGAACAGAUCAUUGUCACAGAAAAGACAAACAUUCUUUUGCGCUACCUUCAUCAACAGUGGGACAAAAAGAAUGCAGCAAAAAAGCGAGAACAGGAGCAAGCAGAUGGAGACGGAGGCAGCCCAGCACCUCCUCGUAAAAUCGCCCGGACAGACAGCCAGGAGAUGAAUGAAGACUCUUAGGGAAACCUGCCACCCAACAGCACAAGGGCAGACACCGCAAGCCCGCUCUCUCAGAACAUUUAAAAACCUGCACAACACAAAAGCAUUUCAUCUCAGAAAGAAAGAAAUGGAUAAACACUUCUUAUAUAGUGCUUCCUGAUGCAGUCAGUGCCCCUCAACCAGCCUGUCUGCCCAGUUCUGUACACAUGGGGGGCGUAACGGGGUGCCACUGCCAACUUUGAUGAUUCUGCUGAACUCUGACCUGCCUUGAUACAGAGAUAUUUACCAAGCACAUAAUAAGGGAUGUCCAGAGUGUCUGCUAUGAACCUUUAUAAGAAGAUGUGGCACAUUGUGAUUUUGUUAGGACACAAUUAUUGCAAUUUAAAAGUGUACAAGCACCCUCGUAAUCUUUGCUGUGGAUUGUUGCUUUCCUUAUACACUCCGCCACAGGCACUAAAAACACAGUCUCUCUUCAGUGUCCAAAGGGAAAUGUCUGAAAUGUACAAUCUUGUUAGGCAGACUUAGAUGUAGUAUUUUGUGUUGGUAUACUGUUACGGUCUUCCUAGCAGAUGCUUACUUGUGCAUGAAUGCACUGUUAGGACUCUAUCUCUCACCAGUGUCACAGGUUGAGGAUGACAGUGCAGUUCUGAUGAUGUGAAGAAAUACAGAUGGUCAGUUACAAAUGCAUAGUCAAUGUCUCUCACUCUCUCUCUCUACCCCGUCUUGUCAUAUAAGCUUUCAAUGCUGUGUUAGUUUCAGCAGGCUUUGCUCUGGGGGUCAUCAACUGAUUGAUUGCCUUCAGAUGCUAAGCUUAACCAUUGACUUUGAUUCUCAUCUGAAAGAAUCUUUAUGUGCCAAUCCAAUUAUGGUUGUUUUGCCAACUACGUAUGAUAGAACUUCCCCCAAGUUAAUGAUGCCUUUUGUUUGCUAUCUGGAUUUGUACAAUUUUGUUCCCUAGUUCUGAGAUUUGGGGCAUAACUAUGCAGCAGUUCCUCUCUUAACCUGCAGAGGGAGUCAGUGAGCUGUGGUUGUGAAUGAAAAGGUUAAACAGGAGGAGCUUUAGGUAUGUUGCUUAAUACUGUGCUGCAGCAGGUGUACUUGAGCUCACAGCAUAUCUGUAAUACUGUGUGCUUUUACUGUGUCUUGAGGCACAAUGUUAGGAGAUGUUAAGUUAGCUAUGCCAGUGGUUUAUUGUAUUAAAAAGUGUUUCAAAUCUUUUUUCUCUCCUUUAAA
Molecule: messenger RNA, 1781 nt
Organism: Myxocyprinus asiaticus (Chinese sucker)
Lineage: Eukaryota; Metazoa; Chordata; Actinopteri; Cypriniformes; Catostomidae
Product: DET1- and DDB1-associated protein 1-like
Exons: 5
Coding region: 255-569 (104 amino acids)
Biological process (GO): positive regulation of proteasomal ubiquitin-dependent protein catabolic process
Cellular component (GO): Cul4-RING E3 ubiquitin ligase complex
Source: RefSeq, a predicted model, not a curated record